CACCUUUCACUGCUGGCACUGCACUACAACCACCACCAAAACCCUCCUCCCCACCCCACAUCUCCCUCUCGACUCCCCGCCGCCGCCGCUGCCUGGACUGCGCGGCGCGUGCCUUCCCGAUCGCCAUGGCCUCCAUGGCGUUCGCCGCCGCCAAGGUCCUCCCCGCCACGGCGCCCACGCACCUCGACUCCUCCCCGCGCCUCUCCCCUCCGGCAGCCCGCGCCGGUAGCCUGUGCUUCGCGCCGGUCUCCACCGCGUCGUCGGCGCUCCUUCGCCUCCAGCACGCGGCCCCGUCGGGGCCUGGAGGUAGGAUUCCGCCGCCCCCGCUCUCCUACGGCGGCGGCGGCGGAUCUGGCGACGCCGCGGAUUCCGGGGGAGACGGGGACCGCCGCGGCAUCCUCGGCAUCUUCCUCGCCGGGUGGGCGGCGCGCGUCGCGGCGGAUCCGCAGUUCCCGUUCAAGGUGCUGAUGGAGGAGCUCGUCGGCGUCAGCGCCUGCGUGCUCGGGGACAUGGCGUCCCGCCCCAACUUCGGCCUCAACGAGCUCGACUUCGUCUUCUCCACCCUCGUCGUCGGAUCCAUCCUCAACUUCGUCCUCAUGUACCUCCUCGCGCCCACCGCCGGCGCCUCGGCCGCCGCGUCGGCCGCCGCCUCCGGUCUCCCCAGCCACAUGUUCGAGGCCGGCGCCUACUCCUUCGGCUCCCGCGUCGCGACCCUCGUGUCCAAGGGCGCCACUUUCGCCGCGGUCGGGUUCGCGGCGGGCCUCGCCGGCACCGCGAUCUCCAACGGCCUCAUCUCGCUGCGGAAGCGCAUGGACCCGGCGUUCGAGACCCCGAACAAGCCGCCGCCCACGCUGCUCAACGCCGCCACCUGGGCGAUCCACAUGGGCGUCAGCAGCAACCUGCGGUACCAGACGCUGAACGGCAUUGAGUACCUGCUCGCCAGCGCAGCGCCGCCGUCGGUGUUCAAGGUGUCCGUUGUCGCGCUCCGGUGCAUGAACAACGUGCUGGGUGGUAUGUCCUUCGUGCUGCUUGCGAGGUUGACGGGGUCGCAAAAGUCCGAUGCGCCGGCCGCCUCCGCCACCGCGGCAGAAGAGAAGGAAAGGUUGAUAGCUGAGGGCAAUGCCGUCGCCGCAGCUACCGUCGGUGCAGGAAGGGACGGAGAGGGUAAGUAAGUCAGUAAGUGAGAUGCAUAAUGCAAGUAAGCUUGCGCCGUGCAUCGCUCAAGCUUCAUUUGCUGCUUCUUGGACAUAGGCCAAGAAACUUUGUAGAUGAUAAGCCGGUUGGCUGGCAAUAAGGAGUGGGGCUUGAAACAAUUUCUUCAGUCCAUCUUUGGUGUUCUUUGGUGGUGUUUAUCUGUCGACAUGCUUAGUUGAUCUUAGAAUAAAGAUUUUACCUUUUU
Messenger RNA from Oryza brachyantha (malo sina), 1399 nucleotides. Its product is annotated as protein RETICULATA-RELATED 3, chloroplastic-like. NCBI's taxonomy places the organism in Eukaryota, Viridiplantae, Streptophyta, Magnoliopsida, Poales, Poaceae. The transcript has a single exon. Bases 126 to 1172 code for a protein of 348 amino acids. The record is from RefSeq and is a predicted model, not a curated record.